Molecule: messenger RNA, 3940 nt
Organism: Camellia sinensis
Lineage: Eukaryota; Viridiplantae; Streptophyta; Magnoliopsida; Ericales; Theaceae
Product: putative pre-mRNA-splicing factor ATP-dependent RNA helicase DEAH5
Biological process (GO): mRNA splicing, via spliceosome; spliceosomal complex disassembly
Cellular component (GO): intracellular anatomical structure; catalytic step 2 spliceosome
Molecular function (GO): ATP binding; RNA helicase activity; RNA binding
Source: RefSeq, a predicted model, not a curated record
ACAUAGAAAAACUCGAGCAAUGCCGGGUAGGUCUUUGCAGAGAGUGGUUUGUGUUGAAUCUAUGGAUGUGGUUGUGAGUGUGGCGUGGAUUUGAAACCAGAGCAACACGAGCAGGGUUUCGUUCUCUACUCUCUCUAUCAGGUACCCAUGGUUCAACACUGCUAAUAUCUAUAUAUAUAUACGUAUUGUGUGAGGAGGAACAAUGGCUUUGGAAGGUGGUUUGAAGAAGCUAGAGUACCUCUCAUUGGUCUCAAAGGUAUGUACAGAGCUGGAGUCUCAUUUAGGGUUUGGGGACAAGGUUUUGGCCGAAUUCAUCACGGAUAUGGGUCAAAAAUGCCAGACAGUUGAGGAAUUCGAUGUUGAAUUGAAGGAAAACGGUGCUGAAAUGCCCGAUUAUUUUGUCCGCACACUUUUAACUAUAAUUCACGCAAUUUUGCCUCCCAAACCCAAGUCCAAAUCUGUUAAGGAAUCCAAGACUGAUGGCUCUCAAGGCAAGAAAUCAAUUUUUCCUGCUUUGGCGAUUGGGGACAGUAAAGACAGAGUGAAGGAGAUUGAGAAAGAAAUCGAGAUGGAAUCGAAGGUUUGGGGUCGCGGAGACGAAGAAGAGGAGCUUAUAAACCACAGGGAUAGGGACAGAGGUAGAGACAGAGAUAGGAGAGAGAGGCGAAGAGAGAGAGACAAGGUUGAGAGGGGUGAUAAUAGGGGUGACAGGUAUAGAAACCACCACCAUGAUGAUGAUAGAGAUAGGGGGAGGUAUAGGGAUCGGCACGAUAGGCAUAGGAGAGAUGGGUAUGAAGAAGAUGGGGAUAAUAGGGAAGAUGAUGAUAGGAGGGAUCGAAGGAACAAUAGGUAUCACUCGGAUGAACCUGAGUUGUAUCAGGUUUACGGGGGCAGAGUGUCAAGAGUGAUGGACACUGGUUGCUUUGUUCAGCUCACUGAUUUUAGGGGAAAAGAAGGUCUGGUCCAUGUUUCACAGAUCGCGAAUCGAAGGAUUAGCAAUACCAAGGAUUUUGUAAAACGCGAUCAGGAGGUUUAUGUGAAAGUGAUAUCAGUGUCAGGUCAGAAGUUGAGUCUUUCAAUGCGGGAUGUUGAUCAAAAUAGUGGUAAAGAUUUACUUCCAUUGAAGAAGAGCUCGGAUGAUGAUGCUUUUCGGACUAACCCUUCAGGAGUGAAUAAUCGGGGUCCAACAACUAGGACGGGUCUCUCAGGGAUUAGAAUCGUUGAAGAGGAUGAUGCUAUCCCAUCACGCCGGCCACUGAAGAGAAUGAGUUCACCAGAAAAAUGGGAAGCUAAGCAACUGAUUGCUGCGGGUGUUAUGGAUGUUAGGGAGAAUCCCAUGUAUGAUGAAGAUGGAGAUGGGUUUCUCUAUCAAGAAGAGGGUGCUGAGGAAGAGCUUGAAAUUGAGCUAAAUGAAGAUGAACCAGCCUUCUUGCAAGGACAGAGCCGAUACUCUCUAGACAUGUCACCUGUUAAAAUUUUCAAGAAUCCGGAAGGGUCUUUGAGUCGUGCAGCAGCCCUUCAGUCUGCUCUCAUAAAAGAGCGGAGAGAAGUAAGGGAACAGCAGCAAAGAACAAUGCUUGACUCUAUCCCGAAAGAUCUCAAUCGUCCGUGGGAAGACCCAAUGCCAGAGACAGGUGAGAGGCAUCUUGCACAGGAGCUUAGGGGAGUUGGUUUAUCAGCAUAUGACAUGCCCGAUUGGAAAAAGGAUGCUUUUGGGAAAGCCCUGACUUUUGGGCAGAGAUCAAAGCUUUCUAUCCAGGAUCAGAGGCACAGCUUGCCUAUUUACAAAUUGAAGAAUGAAUUGAUUCAGGCUGUGCAUGAUAAUCAGGUUCUGGUGGUAAUUGGUGAGACAGGUUCAGGCAAGACAACACAGACGACUCAGUAUCUAGCUGAAGCAGGGUACACUACCAAGGGCAAGAUUGGAUGUACUCAGCCCCGUAGGGUGGCUGCAAUGUCUGUGGCCAAGAGAGUCGCUGAAGAGUUUGGUUGCCGUUUAGGUGAGGAAGUUGGGUAUGCCAUUCGUUUUGAGGAUUGUACCGGACCAGAUACGGUGAUUAAGUAUAUGACUGAUGGUAUGCUUCUGAGAGAGAUUUUGGUUGACGAGAGUUUAUCUCAGUAUUCAGUCGUAAUGCUUGAUGAAGCUCAUGAGAGGACAAAUCAUACUGAUGUCCUUUUUGGACUAUUGAAGCAGCUUGUGAAGAGGAGACCUGACCUUCGUUUGAUUGUCACAUCUGCCACAUUAGAUGCGGAAAAAUUUUCUGGGUAUUUCUUUAACUGCAAUAUUUUCACAAUUCCUGGAAGAACUUAUCCUGUUGAGAUACUCUACACCAAACAGCCAGAAAGUGACUACCUAGAUGCAUCCCUAAUUACUGUUUUACAGAUUCACUUGACAGAACCCGAGGGUGAUGUUCUCCUCUUCUUGACUGGUCAGGAAGAGAUUGAUCAUGCAUGCCAGUCUCUUUAUGAGAGGAUGAAAGGGUUGGGUAAAAAUGUUCCUGAACUAAUUAUUUUACCAGUCUACAGUGCUCUUCCAAGUGAAAUGCAAUCCAGAAUCUUUGAUCCUGCCCCUCCAGGAAAGAGGAAAGUGGUUGUAGCAACCAAUAUUGCGGAAGCAUCUUUGACCAUUGAUGGGAUAUAUUAUGUGAUUGAUCCGGGUUUCGCAAAGCAAAAUGUUUACAAUCCUAAACAAGGGCUUGAUUCAUUGAUCAUAACUCCUAUUUCACAAGCGUCAGCCAAGCAACGAGCUGGCCGGGCUGGAAGAACCGGGCCUGGAAAAUGUUAUCGCCUUUACACUGAGAGUGCUUUUCACAAUGAGAUGUCACCCUCAUCAAUUCCAGAAAUCCAAAGGAUGAAUCUUGGAUUGGUCACACUUACUAUGAAAGCCAUGGGGAUAAAUGAUCUUCUAGCUUUUGAUUUCAUGGACCCACCUUCGCCUCAAGCUCUCAUUUCUGCCAUGGAACAACUGUACAGUCUAGGAGCUCUUGAUGAGGAGGGCCUUCUGACUAAAUUGGGUAGGAAAAUGGCUGAAUUUCCAAUGGAACCACCAUUGUCUAAGAUGCUACUUGCCAGUGUAGAUCUUGGGUGUAGUGAUGAGAUUUUGACAAUCACUGCAAUGAUUCAGACUGGAAACAUCUUCUACAGGCCUAGGGAGAAACAAGCCCAAGCAGAUCAAAAGAGAGCCAAGUUUUUCCAACCUGAGGGAGACCAUCUGACGUUACUUGCUGUUUAUGAGGCUUGGAAAGCCAAGAAUUUUUCGGGUCCAUGGUGUUUUGAGAACUUUGUUCAGUCUCGAUCCUUGAGGAGGGCACAGGAUGUACGGAAGCAGCUUCUCAGCAUCAUGGACAAGUAUAAAUUGGAUGUUGUGACUGCUGGGAAGAAUUUCACCAAGAUAAGGAAGGCAAUUGCUGCAGGAUUUUUUUUCCAUGCAGCGAGAAAAGAUCCACAAGAAGGUUAUAGAACUUUGGUAGAAAACCAGCCAGUUUAUAUCCACCCGAGCAGUGCUCUUUUCCAGAGACAGCCUGACUGGGUGAUCUACCAUGAGCUGGUAAUGACUACAAAGGAGUACAUGCGUGAGGUCACAGUUGUUGACCCUAAAUGGCUUGUGGAACUGGCACCAAGAUUCUUCAAAGUGGCAGAUCCCACAAAAAUGAGCAAACGCAAGCGUCAAGAACGCGUUGAACCUCUUUAUGACAGAUACCAUGAACCCAAUUCAUGGCGUUUGAGUAAAAGACGUGCUUGAUUUUUGUUUCUUUUUUUUUGUUUUGUUUUGUUUUUUUUUUAAAUUUAUCAGUGUGGGUUUGGUUUCAGACCAUUACUUUGAUUCUGCUUUGUAACACGACUCAGUAAAUUUUGUACUUCAUUAGAUCAAGUAAAAACAAAUGCAGGAGCGAAAGCUUUUUGUGCAAUGGCCGCGUAGGAGUUCUUUCAAACUUGUUGCUAA